GGGAACCCGAACUCCGUACUCGGUGCUUGCUUCAGCGAUUACGAUAGGCUAAAAACAGUACCGUCCGAAGUUAUCCGAAACCCCGAUCUCUGUUACUGUCCCUCAUCAGCCCCAGUUACCUUCUACUCCACUUGUUUCUGUGAAGACAUAUAAUAGACUCGACGUACUCGAUAUAUUACAUAGAUCUGGAUCUAGAAUAUCCUGUUUUUAUACAUUUUGGUUAUUGCUCAUCUUCAAGUUUUCUUCUCAGUUUCAACUCAAUUGCCAUUUAGCAGAUUCAACAAUGCCGGCCUUUAAUCGACUAAUCCGUUUCCUCGCCAAAAACGGCAAGACAUACUAUGGAGACGCCAUCUUACCUGAGGGCGUGACAGACAUUGCCAAAACGAAAAAAGCAAAAGUCAUCAAGGGGGAUAUCUUUGGCAAACAUGAAGUCACAGAUCAGGUUGCGGACGUCCGAUUGCUACUAGCACCCCUCGCACUAGAAGACGUGAAGACAGUCCGAUGCCUAGGCCUCAACUAUGCGCUACACGCUAAGGAGGCCGGUCUACCGUUGCCCAAAUACCCAGUUCUAUUCUUCAAGCCUGUCACUUCUCUAUCAGGGCCCACGGACCCCAUUCCCGUGCACCCGAUAGCGCAGGAGGAGGAAGGCCUAGAUUAUGAGUGCGAGCUUGUAGUCAUAAUCGGCAAGGAGGCCAGGGAUGUAUCGGAGGCGGAUGCGCUCGACUACGUGCUAGGCUACGCCAUCGGUAACGAUGUAUCUCACCGUGACUGGCAAGUCGCCCGUGGCGGUGGUCAGUGGUCGCUGGGUAAGGGAUUCGACGGCUGGGCGCCGUACGGACCGGGUAUCGUGACGAGCAACCUCAUCAAGGACCCGCAAACCUUGAAGAUCAGCACUAGGUUAAACGGGCAAACCGUUCAGGAGAGCAACACGGCGGAUCAGAUCUUCAACGUCAGGCAAACUAUCUCAUUCCUCAGCAGGGGCCACACCCUACUUCCAGGAGACCUGAUCUGGACGGGAACGCCAUCCGGUGUCGGGAUGGGCCGUACCCCUAAGUUGUGGAUGAAGGACGGCGAUGUGGUUGAGGUUGAGCUUGAGAACGUUGGGGUUGUGACUAACAAGGUUGAGUUCCUCAAGGAGGAAGCCGCCAAACUAUAGUUUGGUAGGUAUACUUGUUAAACAAAAUCCAGGGGUAAUUUGUAUGGUUGGAUACCUCCCUGCACCAUAAGCCAGUACAAUAUGUUUCAUAGUAGCAUAUAUGUUGUCAGUUCGAUAUAAACAGUGUUACAUAUAAA
This is a messenger RNA of Annulohypoxylon truncatum, 1293 nucleotides long. RefSeq lists its product as uncharacterized. The record is from RefSeq and is a predicted model, not a curated record. Lineage: Eukaryota; Fungi; Ascomycota; Sordariomycetes; Xylariales; Hypoxylaceae. Gene Ontology annotation, molecular function: catalytic activity. The coding region runs from base 284 to 1156 and encodes 290 amino acids. The transcript has 5 exons.